UGUGUGUGUGAGAGAGAGAGAGAGAGAGAGACACUGUGUGAACAUUUCCGACAGCCCCUGAAGGCAGCAGGAGUCCUCCCAGUCAGAUCUGGCUGAACGUGACGUGCCGACUCGGAGCCGAGGAGCGAGGUUUCCUGGCGGAGCUUCGGAGGGAGCAGGAGCCGAGCGGGUCUGUCUGUCUGUCCGUGUGUCUGUCUGCCGUCGCCGCCGCCGCAGUCUCUGUCUGUCUGGGACAAACACACAAAAAAACCCUCCUCUUUUCGGCUUCCUCGGCCUGGACAUCAGCGGCUAUGGAUCCAUCGCUGUCCUCCUCCUGCUUUCACCACUGACGGACGUUACUCCGUUGGAUGCUCCAGUGCCCAUAGAGGAGGAGGGGAGGAGGUGGAGGAGGAGGAGGAAGAGGAGGGGGGCUUCCCUAUCAUUCUUCGACUACCAGGCUGACUCACCGCUGGAGCGCCUGAACACAGAGGAAGAAGAAGAAGAAGAAGAAGAAGUUUGAAGAGAACUGAGAAGCAGAGAGUGAGAAGGAGGGAGGGAGAGAAAGAGGGGAGGAAAAAAAAAACAACUAAAAGAGGUGAGGAAGACUAGGAGGGGAGAGAGAGAAGGAAGACAGCAAGAGAAAGUCAGGGUGGGUCGGCAGGGCGAGAGCAGGAAAGAGAAAGUGAAAGAAAGAGAACGAUAGAGAGACAAUAUAGGGUCAUACAGCCCAGUGGAGAACAAGUUGACAGAUCUGAAGUCAGGCGAGAGGGGGCGCAGGUAGGUUGGAGUUAGGGUGGAGGUCGGAGGUCAAGCGGUCAGACGGGAGGCUGACUGAGCUUCAGCCGAACAAACUGUCCCGCUACCCCCCUACCCCUGACAACUGCCCUUUCAGCGUCACCACACUGGGAGAGCUGGUGACGAGGAGAAGCCACCAUGAGCGACCAGAACGUCGUCAAGGAAGGCUGGGUCCAGAAAAGAGGUGAGUAUAUCAAGAACUGGCGACCACGCUACUUUCUGCUGAAGACAGACGGCUCUUUCAUCGGCUACAAGGACAAACCACAGGACUCUGACCUGGCCUACCCGCUCAACAACUUCUCUGUAGCAAAAUGUCAGCUGAUGAAGACAGAGCGGCCCAAGCCGAACACCUUCAUCAUCCGCUGUCUGCAGUGGACCACUGUCAUCGAGAGGACUUUUCACGUAGACACUCCUGAUGAGAGGGACGAAUGGGCAGAGGCCAUCCAGAUGGUAGCUGAGUCUCUGGCCAAACAGGAGGAGGAGGGCAUCCUGUGCAGCCCCACCUCCCAGAUCGAGAACGUCAACGAGGAGGAGAUGGACACCUCCAUCAGCCACUACAAACGAAAGACAAUGAAUGACUUUGACUAUCUGAAGCUUCUGGGCAAAGGCACUUUUGGGAAAGUCAUUCUGGUGAGGGAGAAGGCGAGUGGUACCUACUACGCCAUGAAGAUCCUAAAGAAGGAAGUCAUCAUAGCCAAGGAUGAAGUUGCUCACACACUCACAGAAAGUAGGGUAUUAAAAAACACUCGGCAUCCAUUCCUAACUUCUCUGAAGUACUCGUUCCAGACGAAAGAUCGGCUGUGCUUUGUAAUGGAGUACGUCAACGGAGGAGAGCUGUUUUUCCAUUUGUCAAGAGAAAGAGUCUUUUCGGAGGACCGCACCCGUUUCUAUGGCGCUGAGAUCGUCUCUGCUCUAGACUACCUACAUUCUGCCAAGAUUGUCUAUCGGGAUCUGAAGCUGGAGAACCUCAUGUUGGACAAAGACGGCCACAUCAAGAUCACAGACUUUGGCCUCUGCAAAGAAGGCAUCACCGACACUGCCACCAUGAAGACCUUCUGUGGAACACCAGAGUACCUCGCUCCUGAGGUGCUGGAGGACAACGACUACGGGCGGGCGGUGGACUGGUGGGGUUUGGGUGUGGUGACGUAUGAGAUGAUGUGCGGCCGCCUGCCGUUCUACAACCAGGACCAUGAGAAGCUGUUCGAGCUCAUCCUCAUGGAGGAGAUCAAGUUCCCACGAACCCUGUCGGCCGACGCCAAGUCGCUGCUGUCAGGGCUGCUCAUCAAGGACCCCAACAAACGGCUGGGCGGCGGACCAGAUGACGCUAAGGAGAUCAUGCGACACAGUUUCUUUGGCACAAUCGACUGGCAGGACGUCUACGACAAGAAGCUGGUCCCACCUUUCCAGCCCCAGGUCAGCUCAGAGACGGACACGCGCUACUUCGACGAGGAGUUCACAGCACAGACCAUCACCAUCACUCCGCCGGAAAAAUACGACGAGGACGGGAUGGACGCGGCGGACAACGAGCGAAGGCCUCAUUUCCCACAGUUCUCCUACUCAGCCAGCGGGCGGGAGUGAGCGCUCGGGGCCCAGCCAGCCAGUAUCGUACCCAUUCGUGGCCAUUUUGAGGAAAACACGUAGCCAUUUUAGGGAAAAAAAUACCAGUCUCCCCUCUUUUUCUCCUUCUCUGCCUCCUCACAGAUGGGGAGAAGUCUUUUUAGGGACUUUAAAAGAGGUUUUUGCACAGUGGGAUAGACUCCAGCCGGUCUCCCCACACUAAAAAAUAAGUCUCCUACAUUUUCAGCGCUAUUUACUGCAGAAGGCAAUGUUUUUGUUAUUUAUUUUUUUCUCUUUGUCAGUAUUAAGUUGUCGACCCGGGUUGCGUUCAUCUUUAUUUUUUGUUUGAUGUUCUGCCCUUUUUCUUUUUGACUUUUUGCACUUGGUUUGGAAGAGCCGUUUUAGGGAACAAAAAACCAAAAAUGUUGCCUUACGUGUGCAGAUGUUUCGUAUCAUACCGACAGGGUGAUUUUUGUUUGUUUGUUUGUUUUGGGAGAGGGCGGGCGGUUUUCGGGGUUGAGAAUAAGUGCAUGGCUCGUGGAUCACUCAAAAAAAAAAAAAAAAAAACACCUACAAAAAUGUUUUCUCUCUCAUACAUUUGCCAUGGCAGCGCACAUUCCCCAAUCCCAUGGCAAUGAAGAUCACCGUCUACAGGUCAACAAAAAACAAGCAAAAGAAAGACGAGCGAGGACGAGUCUGUAUCAUUCCUUUCAUUGUUGCAGUGUUACUACUUUGCUGUUGUAUUUUUUCAACCCAUGUUUUUUUCUCGCACUCUACUUCUAAGUUGUUCUUUUACUUUGAAACAGGAAACACUAAACUGCCAGAAACUGCACAGUUCACUCAGGCGCCACAGAGCACAACCGCGUUCAAACUCAGCUAACCGCUCCAGCUUUCCACAGCCGGCAGGGGAACGAGGCCUUUCUCUGCUUUCUCACCGCUCCUCCUCCUCCUCUUCACCUCCUCACCUCCGCUCUUCUGUUUCCUCAUCGUAGCUGUAGGACUAGUGGAAUGGGUGUUUACACAGGGACAUGUGGCUUAAUGUAUGUAUGUACUGUAUGUAUGCGGGACAAGGGGGUUAACCAUAUGCUGUCAUAGCACACACACACACACACACACACACACAUAUAUUCACACUCAGAAACAGGAAACAGCUGUGAGUUCUGCGUACUGAUCAGACUGAAGUCGACAGUUUACUCCACACAAAAUCAAAUUAGUUGUUUUCUUAAACGAACAGAAUAUCAGAACGCCAAGUGUGUUUGUGAAACAGCAACAGUUGAUGUCAGGUGAAGAACCGCACAGUAAAUGUGUUUAUCCACUCCA
Messenger RNA from Micropterus salmoides (largemouth bass), 3651 nucleotides. RefSeq names its product v-akt murine thymoma viral oncogene homolog 3b (gene akt3b). The transcript is spliced from 14 exons. The record is from RefSeq and is a predicted model, not a curated record. Bases 913 to 2352 code for a protein of 479 amino acids. Gene Ontology annotation, molecular function: ATP binding; protein serine/threonine kinase activity. Gene Ontology annotation, biological process: protein phosphorylation. Lineage: Eukaryota; Metazoa; Chordata; Actinopteri; Centrarchiformes; Centrarchidae.